Phlebotomus argentipes is the source of this 548-nucleotide messenger RNA. RefSeq lists its product as uncharacterized. The transcript is spliced from 2 exons. The coding region runs from base 21 to 548 and encodes 175 amino acids. NCBI's taxonomy places the organism in Eukaryota, Metazoa, Arthropoda, Insecta, Diptera, Psychodidae. The record is from RefSeq and is a predicted model, not a curated record.
UGGAUUUCCGGAGGGAUAGCAUGAUGCGGCGAAUGAGCCUGAGGCCUCAAUCCAGGAGUCCCUCGAGGAGGCAAUCGAUCAUCAAGGCUCCUGUUCAUCACAGUCUCUACACGAAUUCCCUAGUCUUUGGCCUCGUCACCCAGAAAACCCGCCGUCGCGACUCACGCUUCGACGUCAAUGAGAAUUGCGAUGGGAAGUUGCGCUUCUACAAGACGCCACAAACUGUGGCGGAUCAGCUGAAGAGCCUGAUGAACAGUGCUUUUGAGGAUCGCUGCAACAUCUACUCAGACUACAGGAAGUACAAUGCGAAGAGGAGCAAAGUUCUCUGUCAACUGCUGGCGCAGGAGAUCAAGAGGAGCGCCAAAUCCGUGGGAAUGCGACGCUCUCGAGUCGUGACGCUGGUGAGUGUGAUUCCCAAGCUUCAGCAGGGCGUCCAUUGCUCAAUGAUGUUCUUCCAAGACCCGAAGAAGGAUCUCCACGCAAGUCACAAGUAUGAAACGCCCACAUUCUUUAUUCUUGGAGUUGUCUUCUUAGUGUACAAGGAUUGA